Molecule: messenger RNA, 3744 nt
Organism: Cyprinus carpio (common carp)
Lineage: Eukaryota; Metazoa; Chordata; Actinopteri; Cypriniformes; Cyprinidae
Gene: smad3a
Product: SMAD family member 3a
Biological process (GO): anatomical structure morphogenesis; cell differentiation; regulation of transcription by RNA polymerase II
Cellular component (GO): heteromeric SMAD protein complex
Molecular function (GO): I-SMAD binding; RNA polymerase II cis-regulatory region sequence-specific DNA binding; DNA-binding transcription factor activity, RNA polymerase II-specific
Source: RefSeq, a predicted model, not a curated record
GUUUGACGAUCUCGAGAGAGAGAGAGAGACGGAGCGGAGCGGAGCGCUGAACUUGAGACCGUGUCUCGGUCACGUCUCAAGUGCUUCUCACUUUUCUCAAUUUUACUAUCGAGCGGUUUAUUUUGAUUUACCGCCUUCGGAUCGCGCUGAAGAGAAAAAAAAGUAUCCCGACUUUCUCACCGACUUGCGCGAGAGACUGCGCAAUAGAGGAACGACGAACUGAAUUCAACAUGUCAAUUUUGCCGUUCACUCCGCCGAUCGUGAAGAGGUUGCUGGGCUGGAAGAAGGGAGAGCAGAACGGACAGGAGGAGAAAUGGUGCGAAAACAAAAAAGCAGUCAAGAGUCUGGUGAAGAAGCUGAAGAAGACGGGACAGCUGGACGAGCUCGAGAAAGCCAUCACAACUCAGAAUGUCAACACCAAGUGUAUCACCAUACCACGAUCACUAGAUGGUCGGUUGCAAGUGUCUCACAGAAAAGGACUCCCUCACGUGAUAUAUUGUCGUCUUUGGCGCUGGCCUGACCUGCAGUCUCAUCAUGAGCUCAGAGCCAUUGAACUCUGUGAGUUUGCCUUUCACAUGAAAAAGGACGAGGUCUGUGUCAAUCCCUACCAUUACCAGCGAGUCGAGACACCAGUUCUUCCUCCAGUGCUGGUGCCUCGUCACACUGAAAUCCCCAGUGAGUUUCCUCCUCUGGAUGACUACAGUCACUCCAUCCCAGAAAACACCAUUUUCCCUGCCGGCAUUGAACCCCAGAGCAACUACAUACCAGAGACGCCCCCACCAGGCUACAUCAGUGAGGAUGGAGAGACCAGCGAUCAUCAGAUGAACCGCAGUAUGGACACAGGGUCUCCAAAUCUGUCACCGAACCCUGUUUCUCCUGCCCACAACAAUUUAGAUCUGCAGCCGGUGACAUACUGUGAACCAGCGUUCUGGUGCUCUAUUUCCUACUAUGAGCUGAACCAGAGAGUCGGUGAAACUUUCCAUGCUUCUCAGCCCUCUUUAACAGUAGACGGCUUCACAGACCCAUCCAACUCUGAGCGCUUCUGCCUGGGCCUGCUGUCCAACGUGAAUCGCAACGCAGCUGUGGAGCUCACACGCAGACACAUUGGCCGGGGUGUGCGUUUGUACUACAUUGGAGGUGAGGUGUUUGCAGAGUGUCUAAGUGACAGCGCCAUUUUUGUUCAGAGUCCCAACUGUAACCAACGUUACGGCUGGCACCCCGCCACUGUUUGCAAGAUCCCACCUGGCUGUAAUCUGAAGAUCUUUAAUAACCAGGAGUUUGCAGCUCUUUUAGCCCAGUCUGUGAAUCAGGGCUUUGAGGCCGUGUACCAGCUCACCCGCAUGUGCACCAUUCGCAUGAGCUUCGUGAAGGGCUGGGGAGCCGAGUACAGGCGGCAGACAGUGACUAGCACCCCCUGCUGGAUAGAACUGCACCUGAACGGUCCUCUUCAGUGGCUGGACAAAGUGCUCACUCAGAUGGGCUCCCCCUCCAUCCGCUGCUCCAGUGUGUCCUAGGAAAAAUGCUCCCUACACAUAUACAACAUAUACAGUACAAACCACAAGAUCUGGAAAAAAAGAAAGUUCUUUCAGGAGUGUAAGGCUGAAGACCUUCAUACCCACCAACCAAUUGGGUUCCACAGACUCACACAUGUGUUUGUCUCAUGUUGGAGGAGUGUAUUACAGUACAUGUAUAUAUUCGUUGUUGUUUUUAUGUUGUUGUUAGCAAUUUUUAUUGCCAUUAUUGAUAUAAUAAUUGCCAUUUAUGUUAUAUGUUGUUAUAUAGCAUGUAUAUGUAAGAUCUCUCCUCUGUCCUGUCUUUUAUGAUGCUGUGUUAGGUACAUGUUUACCAUAACAGGUAUAUGAAAGGCUUGAUUUUUUUUUUAGACAUGAAAAAAGUGCUUUUUUGUAAAGUGAAAAUAUGAAGUUUUACAUAAACUGUAUUUUUGUUAUUUUUUGAUUUUGUCAUAAUAAUGGAAACAUGGUCCAUAAUGUUUUGUAGUACAUAUCAAGAGCUCUUGAACUUCUUCCUAAAAUGUUUUUUUUUUUUUUUUUUUUUUUUUUUAAACCCAAGUUAAUCUUUUUUCAUUUCGAGUUUCCUCACAACAUUGAAUUAUAUCCUGUUUUGCCCUUGGCAUUGAAAAGUUCUUAAUAGAACAUACAUUAGCUGUUCACAAAGAAAUACACAUAUAUUAGCAAUUCACCUUUUUAAAAUUUUAAAAUAUCUCUGUUAUGUUAUGUUGAAAUGUUAGGGCCUCAUUGCACAGAUGCUGAGAGCCUGAAACUCUUCCUACAGCAGUUUUCCAGCUGUAGUGUUUUUCAUCUCUCAUCAAGCUAAGCAUGUUUGAGGACAAUAUUUGAGGAUGUUAUAACUGUGCCAGCAGUCCUCAGUGAGCUGGUGUUGAUUUCAUCUCUGUCUGCAGUGAACCGGCCGUGAAUUAUUGAGUUUUAUAGGAUCCGUCACUCUUAGAACUCCAUGUGUUGUGUCACGCUUUUAUGGUUAUUCGCUCAGUCUUUAGUGAGUUCAAGGUCUGGUGAGGUCUCUCAAUUGUCCGCUUCAGAGAAAAAGUUUCUUUGUGUGUUGUGGUAGAUUUUAAAAACUGGGCAUUACAUCAUUUUGUGCACUAAAAAGUUAGCACUUCAUAUCUCACAGCAUCGGUUGUGUCUGUGCUUACCGUAUGCACACACACACCUGCGGGUCUUCAUAUCCUCUCAUCCUCCAGAAACAAAACUGAGUGAGUGUGCCUUCGCAGCAACUUUCAUAACAGAAUUUGUAAAUAGUAUAUUGGAGACAGGCGUUCAUCCGUAUUGUUGCGUAAGUGAGUUGUGGGUUGAUCUUUUCUCAUCUGAACUUGUAAAUAUGUUUAAUAUAUUAAUUAUGCAUGCUUAUUUUCUGAAAUUCAUGCCAUUUGUACUGUAGACUCUAUUUUGCUACCAAAUAUUUUUUCAGAAGUGGGACGGGAAAGUAAAUGCUCUUACCUCUGUGUUUGAAAGGUGGGGCUUGUACCGCUGGCUGGUUUUUGUAAGGUUAACCAUGUAUUUUUAUACGUCAGAUGCUCAUAGGAUAUGGAGAAGGGCCUGAAGAAGGGAAAUGUCACAAUGGGCUUUGUGAAAGCCAGUUCAUGUACAGUACUUUCAGUUCGCCGCAGGUCAGUGUGACGCGCUUGCAAUGUGGAGCUCUUUGCAUGCCUUUUGAAAUCCUCUGUUCUCCCAAUGUGUUGUACAGGAAUCAUGGAAGAAAGUAUAGCGUUUAGGUGCAUCAUGUACUUUGCAGACAGUAGAAAAGAUGUGUGACAUCUUUGUGUGCGUAAAUGUUCAUAAGUACUGUUUGGUGAUUUAGAUGCUCUACUUUGAUAAGGUCAGAGUGUUAUUGUGUUGAAUAAUGCAUUUAAACCUCUUGAUGUCAUCCGGAAAAAGACUGAAUAGAAGGUACUGAAAUUAUUCAGGAAAUGAUUUAUUGUCCAUUUAAGCAAACAUUAAGUGUUUUCUUUGAGAGGAAAAAAAAAUCAGUUCUCAUUUUCUCAACAAAUUGUUGAAUAUAUUUUAAGUAAUGUGCAUUUAUUGUGCUUGUGUUAAUCUUUCACAUUCAGUGACGUUGUGGCUUAGUGGUGAUUUUUGUGCUUGACAUUGUUAGAUUUCUUCUUUGUACAAGUAUAUAAUCGUUAUUAUUUCUCUCCAUUUUUAAAGGUUGUCAAGAGAAAAAAAAAGUGUUUGUUAUUGUACUUUUAAUAAAUAUGUAAAUGAAAAA